CUAAGGCUGAAGCUGUAAUGGGUGGAUCCAAUUUCCUACCAGCGUUACGUCACAAUUUACGGGGAACUCGAAUAAGGUUUUAAGACAAGGUGGCAUAUUAUAAUAAGGUUUAGUGGGUCACGUAGGGGUUCUAAUCCCCCGGCAUGGGUGCGGCUUCGCGGCCGCUCGGCCAGUGCGAGCCAGCGAGGCCAUGGCGGCGGGGCUCCUGCUCUGCCUGGCUUGGUACUACACCAUACUUGCUGGUUUUUACGUGCUGUAUUGCCCUCUAUUGUACAUAAUAUUUUUGAAUCAUAACUGGUACAGAAAGUUGGCAGAUGUUCUGUUUGCGCUUUGGGAACUUUAUCCUGUGGCAUUAUUCCAGUGUUGCUAUAAUACUCAAUUGCACCACUAUGGAGAUUACGUGAACCCGGAUGAGAAGACCAUUAUUAUUAUGAACCAUCGCACAAGGGUUGAUUGGAACUACGUCUGGAUAGCCCUAUACCAUGCCUCCCACGACCCGGCGCGAGUUGAGACGUGUAUUUGUAAGGAAACCACAUCGAAUAGGGAAAAGAACGACAUUCUGGAUGUCGUAGCAGGAGGAAGAUCCAAAAUAAAGUUUGUGUUGAAAGACGAGCUAAAAGUUGUGCCCGGAAUGGGUUGGAUAAUGCAGCUGAACUUUUUUUUAUACGUCAAAAGAAACUGGCAAGAGGACCAGCUGAAUUUAACGCAAUUUGUAGACUACUACAAGCGGCUCAAAUAUGAUUAUAGAAUCAUUUUGUUUCCCGAAGGAACGGAUUUGAGUGAUGAGAACAAACGGCGAAGUGAAAAGUAUGCGACUCUUAAUAANCUUAAUAAUUUGCCGCGUUACACAUACGUUUUGCACCCGCGAACUACGGGUUGGGCGGCGCUGUGCUCCCAGCUACGAGCUACGGGCUUGGCGUCCGUCUACGACGCAGCCGUAGCCUACGACGCGCCCGCCCAGACCGAAGGCGACUUGCUACGAGGGCGGAUACCGAAACAUGUGCAUUUUUAUUUCAAACGGUACCCAAUAGAGCAACUCCCGCUGGAAGAAGAUGAUCUCCGAAAAUGGCUCAACCAAAGGUGGAGUGACAAAGAAAUUAGUUUACGAAAAUUCCACGAAGAAGGAGUGUUCGUGGAUCCAACUACUAGAAAAUUUCCCAUAGAGAGAUUACCAAGGUCCAUGAAUGCAGCCCUGAUGGCGUUUACAUUCUGGACCAUAGUUGAUGUCAUAUUUUUGUACGCUAUGUUUAACAGCGUUUUGUUCCAGUUUUGGGUAUUAUAUCAUAGUCUGUUAUUUGUUUUCGUUACUCGUUAUUUUGGAGGGUUUCAGAAUAUUCAAUAUCAAUUGUUAUUAAAUAGGCUUAAGUUUCAAUAAAUCCAAUUUUAGUAAAUUUUAUUAAGCCACUGUGAAUUCUCAUUAUUGCCAAAAUACAUAACUACGAUUGUAAAUAAAAUACGUUUGUCGGUCUUUUAACUGGAUUCUUGUUAAAAUUGCGUGGAGUAAUUAAGUCGUUAAUAUUGUUGUUCUU
Molecule: messenger RNA, 1529 nt
Organism: Ostrinia furnacalis (Asian corn borer)
Lineage: Eukaryota; Metazoa; Arthropoda; Insecta; Lepidoptera; Crambidae
Product: lysocardiolipin acyltransferase 1
Exons: 7
Coding region: 191-1375 (394 amino acids)
Biological process (GO): phosphatidylinositol acyl-chain remodeling
Cellular component (GO): endomembrane system; endoplasmic reticulum
Molecular function (GO): acyltransferase activity
Source: RefSeq, a predicted model, not a curated record